Molecule: messenger RNA, 1383 nt
Organism: Vidua macroura (Pin-tailed whydah)
Lineage: Eukaryota; Metazoa; Chordata; Aves; Passeriformes; Viduidae
Product: 11-beta-hydroxysteroid dehydrogenase 1-like
Exons: 6
Coding region: 266-1162 (298 amino acids)
Biological process (GO): steroid catabolic process
Cellular component (GO): intracellular membrane-bounded organelle; endoplasmic reticulum membrane
Molecular function (GO): 11-beta-hydroxysteroid dehydrogenase (NADP+) activity; steroid binding
Source: RefSeq, a predicted model, not a curated record
UUUAAUGUAGGACAGGAAAUAUGAAAAGAGCCGGGCAGAACCCAAACAGCCCCGCUGGCCAGGCCGAGCAGCAGGGAGCAAACCAAAGGCUUUGCUUGGCUUAUCCAUCCACCCACCCGUGAUUUUCCAGGGCUUUGGAAGCUGCAGCUCCUCCGCUAACAGGUUUUUAAAGGGUCACACUGCUGCUUCCCUGAGGAGCAGCUCUGCGGAAGGUUUUUUGUUCCUUCCUUCUCUCCCGUGCUGUAUUUCCUGACUCCACAGUGGGAUGGGUCGGUUGCAAAAGAUUCUCAUUCCCUUUCUGGGAUUGGUUUUGGCCUUCUGGUUCUAUUCUGCGAGGGACACUUUCAAACCGGAGAUGCUCCGCGGGAAGCGGGUGAUCGUGACGGGAGCCAGCACGGGCAUCGGGGAGCAGAUGGCUUAUCACCUGGCCCGGAUGGGAUCCCACAUCCUCGUCACGGCGCGCACCGAGGCCAGGCUGCAGAACGUGGUGCGGCGCUGCCUGGAGCUGGGAGCAGCCUCGGCGCGCUUCGUCAGCGGCACCAUGGAGGACACGGCCUUCGCCCAGCACGUGGUGAGGGAGGCCCAGACCUCGCUGGGAGGCCUUGACAUGCUGAUUCUUAACCACGUCGGUGCCUCCUACUUUGGCUUUUUUGAUGGGGACGUUGAGCACGUACGAAAGCUCCUGGAAAUCAACUUCCUCAGCUACGUGGCCAUGACCACAUCAGCCCUGCCCAUGCUGAAGGAGAGCGAGGGCAGCAUCGUGGUGGUUUCAUCCAUGGCAGGUAAAGUCGGGUUCCCCUUUACCGUCCCCUACUCUGCGACUAAGUUUGCCCUGGAUGGAUUUUUCAGCUCCCUGAGGCAGGAGUUCACCAUUCAGAGCAUUAAUGUUUCCAUCACGCUCUGCAUCCUCGGCUUCAUCGACACGGAGCGCGCAGUGCGCGCUGCCGCGGAGGUGCUGCAGGAGCGGCCGGCGCCGCGGGACGAGUGCGCGCUGGAGAUCCUCAAGGGCGCAGCGCUGCGCCGGAGGGAGCUCUACUACCGCUACAGCUCCACGCGGCUGCCGCUGCUGCUGCGGGACUGCGCCGCCGAGCUCCUCGAUUACCUGGUGCGGAGCCGCUACCGCCUGCCCGCGGCCCCCGGCGCCCCCCGCCCGCCGCACUGAGCCCCGGCCCCCGGAGGGUCCCCGGCCCCCGGGAGGGUCCUCGGCCACCGGGAAGGUCCUCGUCCAGCCCCGUUCCCGGCCGCCAUCGCCACCGCCCGGUUCGUGAUGCGCUGGCGGCACCCGCAGGGACAGAGCGGGGCUCGCAGCGGCGGCUCCGUGCCCUGCUCGCCCCGCCCGGCCGCGGAACAAUAAUUAUUGAGCUAAUUAUUAAAUAAAGUGUA